GCGAUCUCGGACUGUGGUUUGCAAGUGCGCAGGCGCGCGCGCCCUUCCGCGCAUGAGCAGUGCUGCUCAGAGCCCGCCAGCCACGGUCUCGGGCGCCAGCUACGCCGCUGCCGCUGUCACUAUGGCCCAUUACAAAGCCGCCGACUCGAAGCGCGAGCAGUUCCGGAGGUACUUGGAGAAGUCGGGGGUGCUGGACACGCUGACCAAGGUAUUGGUAGCCUUAUAUGAAGAACCAGAGAAACCUAAUAGUGCUUUGGAUUUUUUAAAGCAUCACUUAGGAGCUGCUACCCCAGAAAAUCCAGAAAUAGAGCUGCUUCGCCUAGAAUUGGCAGAAAUGAAAGAGAAAUAUGAAGCUAUUGUAGAAGAAAAUAAAAAACUGAAAACAAAGCUUGCUCAGUAUGAACCACCUCAGGAGGAGAAGCGUGCUGAAUAGGAUUCUUCUCAGUUGAAAAGACACUGAAAAAAUGGUUUUGUAUGACUUGAAUAGUUUGUAUAGUAUAUAAUCUUUUCUGAACAGAUGCUCUAGAACUCUUUUAAUAUGUUGAAUUCACCUCUCACACUUUAACUGUUAUAAACACAUAUACUUAGAAUCACCAAUAAAAACUCAAUAUAACUUUCUUUGGGUCUUAAAAGCAGGAGAAUCCAAAGUGAAUCCUGGAAAAAAAAAAAUCUAAACACAGCCAUCUAACUCAUUACUUUAAAAGACAUUCUGUUUAUUAAUCUGACUAGGAAUGAUGGUACUGGUUGUAUUUUAGCCAAGGAAGUUCAGCAUGGAGCUGUUCCUUGGUUUAGUGCAGGAUAUGAACACAGGUAUAGUCAUUCUUUAAAAUGAAGAUGACACUGUUGUUUAUAUCCUCUGUAGGCAGCUGGAGAGAUCUGUGUGACAGAAGAUGCUUUUGCACAGGUUCCCAUGAAUCUUCUGCUCUUGUUUAUAUAAUGUGGAACAAAUGACUUCUUUGCCACCACUUUGCCUUAGAUAACCAUGUGUGUGCCAGUCUGAACUCUGACACCACGUUUCCUUCUAUGCAAUCAUGCCCUAUCUGAUGAUGUUGCCUUGCUUUGCUCUGUGCUUCAGUGGGUCCUAGCUGCACCUGGCCUGUGUUGUUUUUCAAUUUACUAUACUAGUAGUUACCCUGAUUGUAAUUUAUAUAAUUUCAAACAGGAUCACACUGUUCCCCUGCCUUACUUAGUUGCUUAGUUGAGCAGAGAACUGAGGCAAUAUAAAAUUCUGGGUUCACGCACAAGCUGGGAUAAGAUGGGGAAUGAGCCAUAUAUCGUGGAAAAUUAUAGUCUGCGGGUAUAAUUAUAUAGUGUUUUUUUCCCUCAAAGUAUUUUUCUAGCCUUGAAUUCAUUUUAUCUUCAUUAUCCCUGUGAAGUAGGUAGGGCAAGUAUGAGGCAAGGUCGGGUGCUGAAUUUUUAGGCCAAAGACUGAUAUUAAUACAAAUUAUUUACUAACUGUAGAACCUUGGGCACUUCAGUUAACUGCUCUGAGAUUCACUUUCCUCAUCUGUUAAAUGAGAAGAAUAAGAUCAGUGCUGCCUACCUCACAGGGUUGUUGUGAGGGUCAAAUGGAAUGUAUGUGAAAGAUCUGUAAAUGGUAAAGCACUAUGUUCUUGUUUGUUAGUCCUUUUCCUUUCUUUUGGAAGACCUACAGUCAGAUGUUUCAUUUUGUUGGUCACUUAUUUUCCUUACUGACUGACUUGACAUUAUUAAGAGUCAUCCUAUUUCGUGUAUUCUAACCCUAUUGUUAGAGAACCUGUCUUUACUCUUCGGUCAAAACACAGGUAGAAAACAGAAUGCUCCAUUGAAAGCUGAUUUAACUAGCAAAAACCUUAGCACUUGCUGGAAACUGUGACCAAGCUAACUGUAAGGGCAUUUUAAUCAGUCAUGUUGGCAAGAAUGUGGCAAUGGUCUGUGUCUCUUCUAGUCACAAGUUUGUUUUUGGAGGGGGGCCAGAUACUGUUGGAAGAACAUUCACUUGAAUCAGUUUAUCUUUUACCAAUUUGAGUGCCUCCUACAUGCUCAGCAGUAGGCUGAGUGCUGGGUGUUACAGAGAUGAAUGACUUGAAGUUAGUUAUAAGACAUGUACAUAAGCAAUUACAAUGUGGGUAAUAAGUGCUAAGAACCAUAAGAACAAUAAAACUUGGCCCCAUGGGGAUUCUGAAAGAGAGGGAGACUUGGCUUCUUUAAGCAGUUGGUAUGACAGUCCCUUUGUGGAAUACAGACAAGUAGAAUUUUUUUCUGGCAGCCAACCCUCAUUUGCUUUUCUACUAUGGGACUACUAUUAGCGUUUAUGUAAGUCAGGUUACUGUCUCUUGUACCAUCCUUUUGGACAGAAUGGCAACUAGUGGGUUGGAUAAUCACACUUUUAAGAGGGAACUGACCUGUUUAAACUGCUGUACCAGUCAGUGCUAUUCAAGAGUUCAGAGUCCGCCUGGCCUCUGGAGGUCCUCUUCAUCAUUUCUAUCAAGGAUAUGGAUGAAGAGAAUGUACAAGAAGAUGCUCAAUGGAGUAGAAAAAGGAUGUCAUCCAUUCAGUUCCUACUACGCUUCAGCUGCCUUAUCUAUAAAAUGUAGAUUUCAUAUCUUGCCUACCUCACAGGGUUGUUGUAAGGAUCAAAUUAAAUAUAAUGGAUGAAAA
Molecule: messenger RNA, 2640 nt
Organism: Zalophus californianus (California sea lion)
Lineage: Eukaryota; Metazoa; Chordata; Mammalia; Carnivora; Otariidae
Gene: MYCBP
Product: MYC binding protein
Exons: 5
Coding region: 53-433 (126 amino acids)
Biological process (GO): regulation of DNA-templated transcription
Cellular component (GO): nucleus
Molecular function (GO): transcription coactivator activity
Source: RefSeq, a predicted model, not a curated record